AUGAUAAAUGCUUUAGUUCAAUACUCAACGACAUUACCAAGAUGUGGACUAGUACCACGAUCUCUUGAUGUUGAAAUUAGAAGUGUUGUGUUCUUUUCUGAACGACUCGAAGAUAUUAAAGAACUUGUUGAUAUAAAAAAAAUGUUUGUUGGUCAAUUUGGAACUACAUUAAUUGCAGAGACAACAGAAGAUACUGUUGAUCAACGCUUAUAUAAGAAAUAUCGAAAUAUGAACAACAUCUCUGAAAAAAUUGUUAAUAAUCUUCUUGAAGCAUUGAAACCUAAAGGAGUUCAACCUGAAAAACAAAAAGAUUUUGGUGUCCCAACAGCUGACCCUAUUUCUUUUCAAAAAAACCAAUUUGUUCAGUCUCAACAACAAAAUACGACUGAUAGUUAUUCUCGGUUUGCUUCUAUGAAUCAAACCAAUAACAGAUUCCCUACUUUUGAACAACAAGAAACUCAACAAAAUCAAUUUUCAGGUAUGGGUAAUGAUAAUAAAUUCCCUUCACUUGAUGCUUCUUAUCAACAACCACAAUUUCCUUCUAUAAACAAUGAUAAUAAAUUCCCUUCAUUUGGAGCUCCUCAACAACAAAAUCAAUUUCCUUCUAUAGGUAAUGAUAGUAAAUUUCCUUCUAUAGAUAAUGAUAGUAAAUUUCCUUCAUUUGAACCUAUUCAACAACAACCACAACAAAACCAAUUCCCAACCUUCAAUACUCCAAUCGUUUCACAUCAAAAUACAUUCCCAUCAUUUGGUCAACCAACUCAACAAAAUACCAAUAAGUUUCCUUCCUUUAAUCAAACCCAAGAACAACCACAACAAUUUCAAUCUAUUGGAACUUUUGCACCAAUUCCUGAUUCAAACCCAGUUGGUAAGAGUGAUGAUGUUGAUGAUUUAUUGGCACGUAUGAAUGCAUUGAAAGAUUAA
This is a messenger RNA of Entamoeba dispar SAW760, 924 nucleotides long. RefSeq lists its product as uncharacterized. Bases 1 to 924 code for a protein of 307 amino acids. The record is from RefSeq and is a predicted model, not a curated record. The transcript has a single exon. NCBI's taxonomy places the organism in Eukaryota, Evosea, Mastigamoebida, Endamoebidae.